Messenger RNA from Salvia miltiorrhiza (redroot sage), 855 nucleotides. RefSeq lists its product as uncharacterized. The transcript has a single exon. Lineage: Eukaryota; Viridiplantae; Streptophyta; Magnoliopsida; Lamiales; Lamiaceae. The record is from RefSeq and is a predicted model, not a curated record. Bases 1 to 855 code for a protein of 284 amino acids.
AUGGAGCUCAAUUCAUUACAAUAUGUUGAAGAAAAUGCCGCCGCCACCAGAGUCCGUUGCGCCGCCUCCACCAUCAUUGAAGCCGUGAGGCAGCCAUUUCAAAUUCUGACCACCACCCUGCUGAGCCUCCUCCUCCCCCUGUCGUUCCUCCUCCUGGCCCGCCUCGCCACGGCCCACUACCUCCUGGCCGUGUCGGACGACCACCCGCCGCCCUCCCUCAUCACCUCAUAUUUCUUAUACUCCCAAAAUCCCACAAUCCUCCACUUAAUAGUUUCAAUCAUCAGCGUCUCAUCCCUCUCCAAUGCACUAACCGGGAAAACCACGUUCCUGAGCCGGGCGGCGGCGGAGCCCCUGACGCGGCGGCGGGUGUACGUUGCAUGGGUGUUUCUGGUGGUUCUGCAGGUGUGCGUGGGAGUAGGGAUCGAAGGCAGCAUCGCGGCGGGGGUGGAGGGGUCGAGUUUCGGGCAGGAGGGCAGCUUCGUAUGCCGAAUGGUGUUCUUCUUCGGGCUGCAUCAGACCAUGCUGUCGUGGUGGCGGACGGUGGUGAAGCCGGUGGUGGACGACACCAUAUUCGGGGGGUUGAGGGCGGAGGGGCGCCUCGAGAAGGCGGUGGUGGGGCUGAGCUACGGGGGGCUGUGGUGGUGGCGGCUGAGGGAGGAGGUGGAGGCGCUGGUGGUGGUGGCGGAGGUGAAGAGGGAGAUGAUGAUGGGGGUUGGGGUCGUGGAUUUCGUUGCCUGGUGGUUGUAUUACGUCACCGUCACGGUUGGGAUGGUUAGAAUGGUCAGAGGAUUCAUUUCCGCGCUUCUCAUCUUCACACGUACGACUCACACCCGGCCUAAUGAUGACAAGGUUUGA